UGCUGAAGCCCCUGAACUUCACUCAGCAGACACAUCUUGUGAUUGCUGGUUUGUUUUUUCUCUGAGUCCUAUUCUUGUCUUUGGACAUAACAUGGGAACGACUAGGAGAAAGAAAGCUAAAGAGAAAGUACGUAGAUACAAAGGCAAGCAGGUGCAGAAGAGAAGGAGACAGAGCAAAAGAGCAAAAAAGCAGGCUGCCAAGAGAAAGGUGAGAAGAAAUGCAUUGUUUGCACGUAUACAGAAAGGCUGGGUCCGUUUUUCGGGAUUUCUGAAAAAGAAGAAAGAUCAGCUCCUACAUUUAUGUAGCAGAUUUCCCAGAUUUUGGCACAGGGGAAACAUGGACAUUGUUCAAGAUCCAGGGGAAGGAUGCAGCCAUUGGGCAGGCCAACUAAACAUCCGACCGGGUCAGCAAAUUGCACAAGAGAGUCGCACUUUACCCACCAGCCGCAAAUGCAAAGCCACUGUCCCCUUAACAGUGGAAAAAUUUACUUUUCACUCGCUACUUGGAAAGGGAGGUUUUGGCAAAGUGAUGCUCGCGACAGAUGCUAUUCGUAAUGAAAGAGUGGCAGUUAAGAUCUUAAAGAAGAGAGCAUUACUAAAAUCCAUAAAGAAGAGACCAUCAAUAGACCCUCAGGACAUUUUGGUCGAGAGUCAGGUCCUUCAGUUGGCAAAUGAAAGCAAUUUUCUUAUCCAUGGAAAUGCAGCCUUCCACACAGAGAACUAUCUAUACUGUGUAAUGGAACUGGCUGACGGAGGAGACCUAGCCCAUUUUUGGGAUGAGAACUUGCUGGACCUAACCACACUAAAGUUUAUAGCGGCAGAGCUGGUCUGUGGCUUGCAGUUCAUGCAUUCCAGAGGAAUAAUACACAGAGACCUAAAAUUGGGUAACGUUUUGCUUACCAAAGAAGGACAUGUGAAGAUCACAGACUUUGGUCUCUCCCUACUGAAUGCAUAUGGAGAAACAAAUGCCACAGUACUUGGUGGGACACCUGGCUAUAUGGCUCCAGAAAUUAUAACUCGUCAGUCAUACAAUGCCGCUGUAGAUUGGUUCGCAUUUGGUGUUAUGCUAUAUUUACUUGCCCUACGAAAGUACCCUUUUACCGGAGAGAAUCGUGCAGAGAUAUUCCUAAACAUCCUGACGCAAAUACCAACAUACUCGGGGCUUGAUGAUCGUGUAACAGAAGACUUUAUAUCCAAACUUCUGAUCAAGAACCAGUCCUGCCGGUAUGGGGUAAAUGGCAAUGUGCGAAAACACCGCUUCUUCUCUUCAAUUAACUGGAAGAAGAUAGAAACUGGAAAAGCAGCAUCCCCAGUAAAACCGCACAAGAACUCCAUGGAUGCAGAUGAAAAACAACAAAUUCCUGCGCCCAACAGUGAAGCAUUAAAAAAGCCAAUUGCUGCCAAGAACCAAAGCAUUUUUAAUAACAUCCAAUUUGUUGGCCCUAAAUGGAGUGAAACAUAUCAUAAUGUGCCAAUGGAAGAAGAUCCUAUCUCACCAGAGGAUUAUGGCCUGCUUGAAGCCUGCCUCGAACUCUGCUAACACCUUGGAGAUGCACAGCUCUGUCACCUGCUUCGUCUACCAUCCGCCACCUACUUGCCGUGUCCUCGGCUGAGGACGCACUGAGAGAUGGGGAUUAGGGCUACUGGCGA
Molecule: messenger RNA, 1650 nt
Organism: Pseudophryne corroboree (corroboree frog)
Lineage: Eukaryota; Metazoa; Chordata; Amphibia; Anura; Myobatrachidae
Product: protein kinase C delta type-like
Exons: 1
Coding region: 92-1540 (482 amino acids)
Biological process (GO): peptidyl-serine phosphorylation
Molecular function (GO): ATP binding; protein serine/threonine kinase activity
Source: RefSeq, a predicted model, not a curated record